This is a messenger RNA of Nymphalis io (European peacock), 5641 nucleotides long. RefSeq names its product girdin (gene Girdin). The transcript has 7 exons. Lineage: Eukaryota; Metazoa; Arthropoda; Insecta; Lepidoptera; Nymphalidae. Gene Ontology annotation, molecular function: dynein light intermediate chain binding; microtubule binding. Gene Ontology annotation, cellular component: centrosome; cytoplasm. Bases 157 to 4260 code for a protein of 1367 amino acids. The record is from RefSeq and is a predicted model, not a curated record. Gene Ontology annotation, biological process: cytoplasmic microtubule organization; cytoskeleton-dependent intracellular transport.
GUUACGGUGUUUGCACAUAUUACCAGGAGUCUUUGUAUUUUGUUGCCGAUGUUUAAUAGGUUUGGAACUCGUGUUAAUUUCGAUUGUUUUUUCGAUGCCAUGUUAUGUAGACGUUAUCAAAGAGUUAGUUUUGGUUCAUCCUAACGCUUGGCGAGAAUGGCCGCAUCUGCUUCUGAGAUCGAGGACUUCUUAAGCGGACCACUUGUUUCGUGGCUAAAAUCAUGCCUGCCAGAACCUGCCAGUAUCAAGGAAUACUCCUCUCUCUUCAAUGGAGAUAUCCUACACCAUAUCUACCUCCAGAUUGACCCAGAACCUUCAUUUCACAUAACAAAGCUAACAGGACUUGAAGACCAGGCACUUAUUUUAGGGAGAGUAAAAAAUUUUGAUGCAAUAGUUAAAAAUGUAAAGGCUUUGUUCGAUGAAGAACUAGGAAUGACAUUGUUAGUUGUGCCAGAAUGCAUAUGUUUAGGUAAAGCACCAGAAACCAGGGAAGGUCUGGAGAAUAUGAAACUGUUGUCUUUGUUGCUACUUGGUGCAGCAGUCCAGUGUCCAAAUAAAGAAAUUUUCAUCACAAGAAUUAAAGAAUUAGAUGUAGACUUGCAGCACAACAUUGUGGAAUGUAUAAAACAGGUGACAGAUAUGCAAACAGUGGUAUUGACACCAGACGCAAUAGACCUUUUCCAAUCACCGACAAUGUUCAAUCACAUGAGAAGACUGGCAAAGGAGCGAGACCACUAUUUACAAAACUGGGCUUCACUCGUCCUGAAUGAAGGUUUAUGCGAAAAUGAAAACGAUAAUAAGAACGGAAAAAGUCGAUCCACCCAAAAUGUCAAUCAGAAUAACGGAGAAACUCAACAUCUUGCCGUUGAACUAGCAGAUUGGAAAGCAAGGUUACGGAAACAGAGACAGGAGCUUGAGGAAAAAUCCGAACAAUUGUCGGAGUGUCGCGAGGAAUUGGAACACACUAAGCUGACUCUGGCGAAGUUACGUGCGGACAGUCAAGAGUGGUUUAAUGAAGCGAGGAAGGCGGCGGGAUACCGAGACGAAGUUGACGCCUUGAGGGAGAAGGCAGAGAGAUGUGAUAGGUUGGAACAGGAGAUACAACGAUAUCGCGAUCGUUUAUCUGAUGCUGAAUAUUAUAAGACAAGAGUCACAGAAUUAAGGGAGGACAAUAAAGCUUUAAUGGAAACAAGGGAUGCGUUGGAAGAACAGUUACAAAGGGCCAGAAAAAGGGCAGAGCAAUGUCUGUCUCUAGAAGCAGCCAUGAUUAAGUUAAAAAGAGAGGCGAAUGAUAUAGCACUGGAAAGAGAUGCGGAUCAACAAAAAAUUCAAGAACUAAUUGAGGAAAAUAAUCAUUUGCAAUACAUAACGAGGUCUGUUUUGAGUGAAAGCAACAACAGCAACUUAGAUACAGAUAAUGAAUGUGAAAAUACUCUGGAAUCAGGCGAAAAUAGUUUGUCUGAGCAACUGACCAGUAAUGCGCAAGCGAGAGCCUUAAAACUCGAAUUAGAAAAUAAGAGACUUCUCUCGACAAUUGACAGUCUUCGAGAACAAUCGUUAUUAGAAAGUAGCGAUAAAGUAUUAGAGUUAGAAAAGGAAAAGAAACGAUUAACACUUAAAUGUGAACAGUUACAAGAAAACUGUAACAGGCUCAAGCUACAGAAUUCUGAAUUAGAAGAGGUAUUCAAAAAUGCAUUAGAAGAAAAUAGAAAGCUACAAGACUCGUUGGAUAAUCAAAAAACUUUCAUAGAUAGGCAAUCGAUUGACAGGGAUUCGGAAAAAAAUAAGUUACAAGAUUUCGAAAGACAUUUAGAGUCUUUGACUAAAGACAAACAGAGGAUACAAAUGUUGUGCGAUUCGAUACAAAGACGAGCAGACGACCUCGAGAAGACUCUAGAUUCGAGAACAAAAGAGUUGAACAUAGUGAAACCUGAAGCCGAGAAAGUAACACGUUUCAUUAUACAAACGGAAGAGCUUAAAACGAAACUAACGUACAGUGAAAAAGAAACUCACAACUUACAAAGAGAAGUUACUAAGUUAAAAGAAGCGGUAGAAGAAAAAGACGUGACAUUAGAUACUAUAGGCACUGAAAUAGAACUUAAAAACAAAGAAAUCGAAAGAUUAAUUAGACAGAUAGAUAUUAAUCAGUCGCUAACGAGCAGGCUCCAAGACUUGGAGCAAAAGACGCAAGAGCUAAAGUCAAAUAAGAAAGUCGACACGGAAACUAUACAAACCCUCCAAAAGGAUUUAAUAAUGGAAAAAGUUAAUUUUGAUAAAUUGAGAAAUUGUAUGGAUAAAUUGGGAAUAAAUACAUCGGAAUUGAUAUCAAAGGAUGUGAGCAUUGAAGAAUUGUUAGAAAAAAUUAUAACUAACGUUGAUCAUGAAGCGUUGAUAUCAGAUAUUACCGCAAAGGCGAACUUCUUUAACUUAGUUCCAUGUAACUGCAACAAUAAGGGAAAAACUGACGAUGAUGAAAACGUCGUUAACCCUCAAAUUGAACAAUUAACAGCCGAUUUAGCGACGUUACAAGUUUCUUUAGAAAAUUGUCAAGCAGAGAAUGCUAAGCUACAAGUAAACGUAGCCACGCUUAAUUCUCAGAAUGGUUCUCUUAUUUCGCAACAAAUGACAUUACAACUUGCCAACAGUCAACUGGCUGCAGAAAAAGAGGAAAUAAUUAAACAACUUGAGGUUUUGAAAGAUAAACAAGACAACCUACUGCGCGAUCAAGUAGCUUUGCAGACUCUGCAUGAACAAUUAAACACGGAAUAUGAAACUCUGCUCAGCGAGAAGGAGCCCGUGAAGGCUGUCAUUCGAGAUUUGAAAAUCGAAAACAGAGAAUUGAAAGAAAAGUUAACCAACUGUGAAAAAAAGAUAACAGACCUAGAAUUGGAACGAGAGAACUUGAAAAUAGAAUCUCGAAAUCUAACAAAUCUAAGGGCCGAACAUUCUAAGCUAAAAGAGGAUUUCAGAAAUCUAUUUACUGCCAGUGAUAGGUUAAAGAAUGAGUAUAGAAAUAUGCAAGAAGAGUACAGAAACAUUAGAAGUGAAGUGGCACAAUUAAAAUUAAGAAACACAGAAAUAUCUGGUGAAAUCAACACAAAAUCGGAAGUUAUUACUAGUAUGGAGCUAGAAAUCAGUAAAACAAAUCAACAUUGCGAAAUGUUAAUUCAGAUGAACAAGAGCUUAGAUGCCGAUAGAAGAUCGUUAAUGGAUCACGUGUCCCAACUUCUCACGCAAUAUCAUGAAUUAUUAGCACAUUCCCUUAAAGAUAAACAACAUUAUCACGAGGAGGAAAAGAUGUUCGCUGACAGGGUAAACGCUUUAUGCCGACAAAAGGAAAAAUUGGAAGAGAAAAUCAUGGAACAUUAUAAAAAACUUGACAAUUGCACGACAAAACGACGAGGGUUUGGUGCGUCAUUUGUAAAAAGAGUACGAAAGGCUGGAACGGAUUUAAUCAACAAAGUACCUUCUCGAAGCAAUAAAAGGAUAGAAGAUGCGAAUCGUUCCAAAUCACAGUUGACAUUAGCAGGAUCAGAAUCUGGCGAAUCAGAUCCAGGUAGUCAAGAUUUGGAGAAAUUAUCAAAAAUUUCUGACCAAGAUCAAGGAUCUUCUAAUCCAAGCGUCGAAUCACCUAGACACAGCUCAGACUCAAGCUUUAGACGUUUCGACGAUAGUUUGCUAAAGAAGUCUGAUAAUAUGGAAAUGUCAGGUUCGAUUCACAGUCUUGACCCGAUGAGAAUGGCUGGUGAGAGUAAUUUCGUUCGAAGAUUAUCUGCAGCUUCAAUCCAUAGUGGCGGUGGGGACGAUGCUUUGAUUCGAGCAUCGCUCAGAAGGCGACCGCAUAAAACCGUUCCACCCUCGCAUCGAAACAGUUAUCAAGGCGUAGAGGGUGAAUCGAGCUUGCCAGCAGCGUCGACUCCUUCACCUGUAUUCGGUACAGCUGGAACACGCCGAACCGUAUAUUUAGCUGACGACAACCAGGACGUAAACAUAAACAGUAAGCCACAGAGUACACCUGUUAAAGAAAAUCCAACUUACUUGGUUUACAAUAGAAUUUCAACCGUUAUCGGCGACGGGGCGUGUCAGAGUAACAGUGACAGGUCGAUGGAGCACAGACCCGUGACCGAGCAACCGCGCUCCGUGGACGAGAAUACACCGGAUAGAGAAGAUUCGCGAAACGACAAACGUACGGUCAGUCGUAACGAGAAAACUGAUAACUCAAAGGAAACUGCCAUUUGGUACGAGUAUGGAUGUGUGUAAUGUUUUACUAUACACCGUAAAAGACAAAAUAAUUUGGUUAUGUAAUGGAUUGGAUAGACUGAUGGUGGCCUUCAGUGUGAAAAUAUUGUGAUGGUAUGCAAAAAAUUGGCCUUACUACAUUUAAAAUGUAUCUUAAUGAUUGUAAAGAAAAAAACAGUAUUAAUUCGGCAUUUAUUUUAUACAAUUCAACGAUCUAUAAUUUUAUGGUAGUUAUUUUUUUAUAUUUUACAAUUUGUACCAUAUGUUUAUUGCGAAGAAAUAUGUUUGAGGCUAACCUUUAUCUUUAAUCGUUAUACGAAUACGUAAAAUAUAGUAAAUAUGGAUAAUGUGACUUUAUAUGCAGUCUGUGUGACUUGAUAUGAUAUUGAAGAUUACCUUGCCAGUGGUCUGUGAAUUAGUAGUAAUUAAAUGCAGCCUCUUCCAUAUAUUUAAACUUAUUACUCAUUUUAGUUAUUUCUACAGAUUUAUUAAUCUAAGCAUAAUUUGUGAUUUAUUCAGGUGACAUUUUUUUUAAUAUGUCUAAUAUGCACACAUUAAUUAAGUUAAGGUUUAAUUUCUAUGCUAUUUUAUUUAAUAAUAAAAGACAAUAAAUAUCUGUCCCAGUGUACCUAAAAGUAUAUGUAUUCAUUAUAAUUAUGCUGUUUCUAAUGAAAUUCAAUGUUUUUAAUUUACUUACAUAAUAUUAUGAUAUAUUGUAAGAAAGUAAUAAUGCAUUUAUUCUGCACACUUGCAGUAGGAACUUUUAUCACGAAAUAUAUUAAUUAUAUUAGUAUCAGCAUUGACUGUUAACAAUAAAACAUGAAUGAUAUAGGCCUAUAAUCAUAUUUUAGUACAAAAUAUUAUAAUCGUUUUAAAUGAGUACAUAUAGUGUUACUAAGUUAAAAAUCAAAUACAGAUUAGACAAUCAAUUUAAUUUUUACAACUGACAAUUUUUUUUUGGAUAUUUUUAAAAUCCAUCUGAUUAUAUAAGUCUGUGUUUGUGUUGUGUGUCAUUAUAGUACGUUUAUUUUUCUAAAGAGAUUAAGCAUUAUAUUCAUAGACUGAUAACAGUAAUAUUAGUUAAAUAUUCCGUUAUUUUCAUGUAUUUUUCUAGAUCUUAAUUAAAUUGAACGAUGAUUUACAUUAUAUAAAACAAUGGACAACAUCACAAUACUCUGUUUUUAAAUGUUUUACAUUAGAUAGCGCCUUCAUUUUCAAGAUUAGUAUUGGUACUACCAUAUGGUGCUCCGCUUUACUUAUACUUAGCAAAUCUUGCUAUACAUUUAUAUAAUUAAAUGAAGUUUUAAAUCAAUUUGUAUUAUAUAGUCAUGUACUUAAUAAUCGACUCUCACCGAAUUACGUAUCUUAGCACACUUCUUUCUAAUAAAACAUCGAAAUAUUU